Molecule: messenger RNA, 2969 nt
Organism: Desarmillaria tabescens
Lineage: Eukaryota; Fungi; Basidiomycota; Agaricomycetes; Agaricales; Physalacriaceae
Product: UNC-like C-terminal-domain-containing protein
Exons: 6
Coding region: 80-2593 (837 amino acids)
Biological process (GO): protein folding in endoplasmic reticulum
Cellular component (GO): membrane; cytoplasm
Source: RefSeq, a predicted model, not a curated record
UAAAAAUAGGCCUUCCCCAAUUUCCACCGUCUGUCGACGUGUACCGACCAUUUCUUCCCUCUCGGUGCUACCAACGACGAUGGUAAAUAUUCAGACAGCUCUUGUAGCGUUGGCGCUGGCGUCGCCAGUCUUUGCAGCCUCGCCAACGUCUUUAAACGAUCCCUUUCGCGCCAUUUCCGCGGCCGUAUCUCGGGAGUCUCCACCGGUGUGUUGCCUCAUCCCACUCGAGCCCGUCGAACCUACGGAUACAGAUGCUCUACUCUCCUUUGAGGAGUGGAAGGAGAAGCAGGCUGAGUUGCAGAAGAGGGAGGGGAAAGAGAAUGAUGGGAAUCAUCCAGGCAAUAUAUCCGGCGCAACGGGUAUCCACUAUACUGGACACUCGGACACCGUUGGCAGCGAUGGUCAGACCACAUCACCGUUGGCUUCGUACGAGUCCAUGGACGAGCCAAUAUCACCCCAUUUCCAAGUCCCAUUAACGGACAGAUUCAACUAUGCGGCCCUCGAUUGCUCUGCUCGUGUCCACGUGUCUCAUCGUUCAGCAAAGUCCCCGUCUUCUAUCCUAUCCUCCAAACGUGAUAGGUACAUGCUGAGUCCAUGUACUUCCAAAGAAAAGCAGUUCGUAAUCGUCGAAUUAUGUGACGACAUUCGAAUCGACACCGUGCAGCUCGCAAACUUUGAAUUCUUCAGUGGGGUUUUCAAGGACUUUACUGUGAGCGUGGCGAAGACGUACACAACAAGGGAAGAGGGUUGGACUGUAGCAGGGACCUACAGAGCCAAGAAUGUUCGGGGCGUUCAGUCCUUCCAUCCACCAACAUCGCUUCACGACUUUUACAGGUACAUCCGGAUCGAGUUUCAUUCCCACUACGGCAACGAGUACUAUUGCCCCAUCUCCUUGCUCCGAGUGUACGGUCUUACUCAUCUCGAGCAAUGGAAAUGGGAUGUUUGGGAAGCAGAAUACCGCGCAAAGCAUGAGAAAAUUCGGUCGUUACCCGCCUCUGUUACUGACGAACCCGAGCCUGUCCAGACAUCAGACCCCCUUACUGUUGUUAAUGUUUCCGCAACGAAUAUCGCUGAACCUGGAACCGAAACCGUUGACUUUAGUCCGAUCCCAGAGAGCUCUAAUUCCCCACCGGAAUUUGGCUCUGCUACUUCUGAGUCCACAACCAAAUCUAUCAGCACACCAAUUACAGCGUCGUCGACAGAGACCGUUUCAUUCUCAGGGCGUGAUCCCUCCUACGAAAGCGACAUUCAUUCUACAGAUACCGCGCAACCUUCUUCCACCGUUCAUCGCCCGGCAAGUACAUCGUUCACGGAUUCUGCUUCUACAAACUCGACCUCGGACUCUGACGGACAUUCAUCGGCAUCGGCCGCAGGAGGGACCUCUUCGUCUGCGUCACAGACGGCCACCACCAUCGUUACGGCUUCCGGUUCAAACAACAUUCCUAUUCCACCCCCGAUGCCUCCCACUACCGGGGGCGAAUCUAUAUACCGCACGAUCAUGAACCGUCUUACGGCGUUGGAAGGAAACCAUACUUUGUAUGCUCGUUAUGUCGAGGAACAGACCACCGGAGUGAGAGAGAUGUUAAGAAGGCUCGGUGAAGAUGUCGGUCGCCUAGACGGUCUCGGCAAAGCUCAAGCUCAGAUGUAUCAAAAAACACUUCGUGAAUGGGAUAAACAGCGACUCCGGAUCGAAAUGGAUUACAGAGAGCUUGCAAACAGAGUCGACUACCUUUCCAAUGAGAUCAUUCUUGAAAAACGUCUAGGCAUAGCUCAACUUUGCCUUUUACUCGCCGUCUUGAUCUUCAUGGGGCUCACUCGAGGAUCCAGAUCCGAGGAACAUGGCCCGCUCAUGUUCAGACGAAGCAUGAGAGAAUGGGGCCGUCGACACCUGAGCUUCAGCGGUGAUUGGUUCACUAACAGGAGUCGCAGCACUCCUCCGAAUAUCAAGAUGUCUCCCAGACCCGGCGACGCAAAAGUUGAAUUCCCCACAUCUUCAGUCGAGCCCUCUGCGAAACCAUCUUUAUACACCAUGCAAGAACAACGUUCUAGCUCGCCCACGCCGCAGCACCGCUCUCGCUCUCAUACGCCUAUUCCUGUUCGCACACCCAUGAACCGGCAUCUGAAUUCUUCACAGCUCCGGCCGGCGACUCCCACGAGUACAUCCCGGCCUAUCAUUAAACGUGCCACUUCGGGCGGAGGUCUUGUAUCGAGCACGUCUUUAAACAAUGGGCGUUCUGCACCCCGAAGUGCCAGGCGAUGGGCCCGUACUGCUCAUUUGCAUGAAGUACGUUUAACAAAUAGACAACGACGCGCCGAUGAUCAAGGCGAUGAUGAUCCUUUUCUCGCCACGACACCCUCCCGGCACCGCCAUCGUGGGCACGCUCAUAUAAACGGAGUGGAGGCAAUCAGAUCUUCGCCGGAAUAUGACUCAAGCGAUGAUCCCUUUUUGGCCACGAUGGAACGCAAGUCCAUCUCACCCGGGCCACGUAGCAUUGGCAAUCCGUGGUCCCCAUCAGAUGAGGGCGAAAGCGACAUAUGGCUUGAUACGGAUGCCAGUAUAGACGGCUCCGAGACUGAGCCCGAUUCAGGUUAGUCCCGCUCCAUAGGACUUCUCGUUAUUAUUUCUACCACACUCGUGCUGCCCUUUCCUUCUUUUUCCUUGAUUAGCAUCUGCAUAUUCUAUUCAUUCUACCCAACUGUAAAUUAUACCUGCAAUUCAUUCACAAGUCGGAUACGUGUUCAAUACGCCGUUGCUGCUGAAGAUCAACUGUACGAUCAUCAAUACCACUAUCACUCCACAACUCUCGCAGUAAUGUUCUGUGAGUUCUUUAAGGUACAUGGGUAUUUACGGAUAUAAAAUCUUUCAAGACUUUUCCCGCUUCGACGAGGAAUCGCUCGGCCUUGAACGAAUGUUUUUUUUUUUUCUUUUUUUCUAGUCAUUAUACCGGAAGGCAGCACGCAAUACGACG